AUCUUUAAAAAACUGUCCUCUUUUAGCAGAACUGAGCUCUGUUUAUACUCUGCUCUCUUUGUUGCCAGGCGUUACAUAGCGACCGGACUCCCUUCUCUGAUUGGCUGGUCGUUCCGCCAAUCAAAGACGCAGUGUCCAAUGAGAGCGCGCGGCAGGCGAUACAAACUGGCAGCCGCCAUGUUGAGUCUCCGGGGGCCUGGAGCGACGUCCGGUAGUAAACAGUAGAUGUGACGGUGGAAAACGGAGCGCAGCUGAAGCCAUGAGCCGCCCGUCCUCAGCCGGAGCAGCCGGGGGAGGAGGUGGAGGACUCGGUGGCGGGAAAGCAGGCGGAGGAAAGCACGGGGGUUCCGCCGCCGCCGCCGCAGCAGCAGCCGCGGCCGCAGCAGCGGCAGCAGCCGCCGGUGUGAGCUCCGUGUCCGUGUCGGGGUCCGCUCCCCUCUCCUCCGCGGUGUCCCUGAGCUCGGCCGGCCUGCCCGGUCAGUCCCCGGAGCUCACGGCGCUGUUCGAGUGCCCGGUGUGCUUCGACUACGUCCUGCCGCCCAUCCUGCAGUGCCAGGCGGGUCACCUGGUCUGUAACCAGUGCCGACAAAAGCUGAGCUGCUGCCCGACCUGCCGAGGCCCUCUCACCCCGAGCAUCAGGAACCUGGCCAUGGAGAAGGUGGCCUCCACUCUGCCGUUCCCCUGCAAGUACUCGUCGGCCGGCUGCCUGCUGACCCUCCACCACAGCGAGAAACCCGACCAUGAGGAGGUUUGUGAGUUCAGGCCCUACACCUGUCCGUGUCCCGGUGCCACCUGCAAGUGGCACGGCUCUCUGGAGGCUGUCAUGCCGCAUCUGAUGCACGCCCACAAGUCCAUCACCACGCUGCAGGGGGAAGACAUCGUGUUCUUGGCAACGGACAUCAACCUGCCGGGCGCCGUGGACUGGGUCAUGAUGCAGUCGUGUUUCAGUCACCACUUCAUGCUGGUCCUGGAGAAGCAGGAGAAGUACGAGGGUCACCAGCAGUUCUUUGCUGUUGUGUUGCUCAUUGGAACCAGGAAGCAGGCUGAGAACUUCGCCUACCGCCUCGAGCUAAACGGCAACAGGCGGCGGCUCACCUGGGAGGCCACACCACGCUCCAUACACGACGGCGUGGCGGCCGCCAUCAUGAACAGCGACUGCUUGGUCUUCGAUACCUCCAUCGCACAUUUAUUCGCUGACAAUGGCAACCUGGGGAUCAAUGUCACAAUCUCAAUGUGCUGACAGGGCGGAGCGUCGUUUACGUAGGGCGGAUACGAACACAGAAUUAAGGUCCAUUUAGGAGCGACUCUGAUUGUAAAAGGAUGCCAGUGUAGAUUUGGCACUACAGGACAAGAAAAACCACUGCAAAUAAAACAGAGAGCGUCUGGACCCUGUGUGACGUCUGUUUUAUGGACGGAGCAGCGUUUCAGUCCUUUUAUCGGGUGCUGAAGGAAAAAUGGGCGCAGUAUUCACCAGCAAGGAGCAUCGGGCCUGCUGCCUCACCAGACUGGACUCAGACCGCGUUCAUCUGACUUUACUCUCCUGGACAGAAGAGAUCUUUGCCUCCUAAACCAGCAGCUCCAUCAGGAUUUCUGUCAAACGGACGUGUUCUAAAUAUUCUGCUUUUUCUGCUCUUAACAGCAGCUGUCAGUCAGGGUCGAGGCCAAAUGUGUCGUCAUGAUACCAGAAAUCUACUCUUCAAUAUGAGCCGAGUUAAAUAUUGACUGUUUUUACUGUUUUUACUCUAGGGCUACAAAACUAGAAGUCUGCGGCCUCCUAUGGCAGUCAGUUCAGUUUCUAAAUUCUCAUGAAGUGCAAGCAAACUGCAGCACUGUUGUCAUUGCACAACUGCUCUGGUAGAGUUUCUGUAGCUGACACCUUGACAGUGUUUUUAUGCAGUUUCACGGUGUGCAGGUGAUUGCUGUCUAAUGACUUAGAUGUCAUUUUUUUAAUGUUUUGGUACUUUUUAACUAUUGAUCAUUAAAUUAAAGGGGUUUGUAUUGUUUACAAAAGCAUGGUGUGAAACUAUUGGAAAGUAUGAACCAUGUUUCAGACAUGUUUGAUAUUUCUGAGUCCAGAUCAGGGAGGCUCAAACUCCAUCAGGACCAGUAAACGCAUCACUUUGACCUCAGAUAACUGAGGUUUAUUUGGACAAAUGUGGGUGCAACAAGCCGGAGUAUCAAGACAGCCUGAACCAUAUCAGAUAACCUCAGUAUUUGUAACAUCAGCAGAUUUAUGGGUCUAUAUUUCUGUCAAAACUCAACUUCUGCCCUUAAACAGCCUCCCUGGUUGUUGAAAAUGACUGAUACUUUAAUAUUUCAGGUUAAAACGUUUUUAAAACAAUACAAUCUCUGUUAUUUCAGUGAUCAGUAACAAGAAAAAGCAGCUUAACGUCACAAGACAGGUGAGAAGGAGUGGAAUGAAUUUGUCAUAAAUGCAGGGAAACUUCUGCACAUGGUCUAAAAUGCACAAAACCAUGAGUCCUGAAACAUUUCCGGUGUUUUCUGUGCAGUUUAGUCAGUGUGCAGGAGUUUGACUGCAAGUUUUGGUGAUUAAAAUCAGAAAUUCUUCAGUCCUGGCUGCUUCAGACUUCUAUUUUUGUUGCAGUAGUAUUCAGACAGUCAUAGGCAAGGCCUCGACCAGACAUCUGAUGGUUAAAGAAUAAUGUGCACACACCUGAACGAACCCUUCGUUUCUGCUUUAAGUGAAGUUUGCAGGCCGCUGCUUUGAAACCCAGCAGCAGCAGCGUUUGUAAGACUCCGUCUGACAGCUUCUGGACCUUUUGCAGGCUCGGCCGUCACAUUUUGGAAGUCGACGUUUGACUUUGGUGGGAGCAGCCAAACUGUGGAAACCGGUUAAUCCUCAGACCUUCUUUAAUCUCAGAUGAAAGCAGUGAAAUGGAGAAAUAAUCCUCCCGUCCCUCUUCCUGCAGUCCGUUUAGCCACCAGCGCCUUAUUUUUCUACCGCCGACCUCCUCUUCUUCCUGUCUGAGCUUUCCGUGAGGGAGUCUUGGUGCUCAUGUGGUUUCUAAUCACUGAAACCUGCCCAGGGAUAAAAAAACGACUCUUUUUGAAGAAAUGUUGAAGAAUUUUAAAAGUCUGUUCGUUUGAAGCCACAGCGACACGAUGGAAGGACUUCAGGACAUUUAAAGACUCAGCGUGGGGAAAGUCUAAAAUCUCCCAGCAUUCCUAAUGUCUAAACCUUUGUAGCAACCAACCAGGAAAAACCAAGUUCACCAGAUACCUCUGACCUCCGACACGUCUGUAACUCAACCGCAAACCCCUCAGGCCUCAGCAGCGUUUCCUCUGAGUUAGUUUAGAGAGAAUAGAAAUAAAAAUGGGAGAAAUUUCCCCUGAAACGUCUAAAGUGAUUGUCCUAAAGUCUGAUUAAAAUAUGGAAUGAUGUGAUAAUGCAUGUUUGAAAUAUGAAUAUUAUAAAAAACAAAGAGAGUUUGACUUAAAGUCAAAGAAACUGUGGGGAAAAAAACAAGAAAAUAAGUUUUAAAGCCAAGUUAUUUUUCAUUGUCUAGUCAACAGAUUUCUGUAAAACAUUCAGCCCUUAAAUGUUUUUCUAGAGUCAAGUGCGCAGCUAAAGCUAAAAUUAAUCUGGUAGGUAUUUAUUAGCUGAUUAUCCAGUGUUCGGGCCCUUUAAGAAACAGGGAUUCUUAAUUUCACAAUUAUUGGCAAAAUAUAAUGCAAUCUUAAUCCAGAUACAGGACAAUAUUGUCAUUGAUGUAUACUAUUGUACUCAUAGAAAUUUAUCAUUUUAAAAACAGGUUUAAAGUUCAGUGACCAAAUCUAAAUAAAAAGAAAUAAAUUCAGACGUUUAUGUUGACAAGUUUCAUAUUUUUAGUUAAAAAUUCACAUAAGAGCUGUACAUUUAUGAGACUAAAGUAAUACAUGCAACUAAAAAGUUAUAUGUAAAAGGAUUAAAAUAAAGAAUUCUGGGAAAAAUCAGAACUCUACACAUGUAAAAUUAAACCAUUACAUGUGUAAUGAUGCAGCUUUACAUGUGUAAAGCUGAAACUAAGCGUUGAGUUUUAACUUUACAUGUGUAAAGUUGUUGCUUCACAUUUAAAGUUAUUUCUUUAAAGUGAAAGGUUUUAACUUUACCUGUUUAAAGUUGUGCCUUUACAUGUGUAAAGUUAAACUUUUACAUGUGUAAAGUUAUACCUAUACAAAAGGAAAGCUGUACCUUCACAUGUGUAAAGUCAGAACUUUACAUGUUUAAAGUUAUACCUGCACAUGUGUAAUGAUGCAACUUUACAUGUGUAAUGCUAAAACUAUGUGUAAAGUUAUACCUUUACAUGUGUAAAGUUGUUAAUAUUGGGAACUGCAGUUGUAAUUUUCAAAUUAUUUAAUAAAAAUUUACACGGUAAAAGUUUAAAGUCAAAGGUUAAAGAUCCAACUUUAGGAGAGUAAAGUUGUCAUGUUACAAAAGUAGAGUAAUAAAGUCAUACAAUUAUUCACAUAACAUGAUUAGUUAUACAUUUACAUAUAAAAGCCAUAAUUUUGAGAUAAAAAUCAAAAGUUUGAAAUUGUAAAUUUGAAUUAAGUUUUAUAUGUACAGGAUUAAAGUCAUAAAUAUAUUAAUGUGGUAAUUUUGAAGAUAAAAAUUGUAAUUAAAUCUGUAGUUGAAUGUGUGAGUACUAUUAAAGCAUCCAACCUCCUGUAUAAAAAAGUUAUUUAAAAGUUUAAGUUUAAUAGGAUUUAAAAUUUUAAUCUCAGUCCGUGGUUGAAUGUGCUCUUACAAUGAGGAACGUGGAGAAUCUUAUGAAGUCAAAUUAUCUUUAUAAAAACAUGAAUGUUGUCUUGACCCUCAUAACUCAACUAUCUUCUCCACUGUCUUUAUAACCUUCACAAUAGUAGAAAUAAUAAAUUAUUUCAACUAAUCUGUUAGAUUGAUAAUAAAAUGACAAAAUACGGACCUUCACAGAAAACUGUAUUUAUGAAAGAUAUUUGCAUAUUAAUCUUAAAAUUAUUGUCUUUUCAAUUAUAUUUGAAAAUACAAGCUUUAUAUUUACAACUUUGGGUCACAACGAGCAUGGCUUCACUUACUACAGUGAACGGCAGAAAUCCAUAAUCAUGGAAUUUAUUUAUACAGAGUUAAAUUAUGUAGAUCCCUUCUAAUAUCAAAUAUUUCACUAAUGUGUGUAAAUUUCCAGCUUAAACAUUGGACUUUCUCUUCACACACUUUCAAUCUAGAAAAGUUAUGACUUUAACCUUGAAAAUCUGUUCUUUCAUUUUUAUUUCAGAGCUCAGACUUUGUCAUAAUAAACUAGUAAUUGUCUUGUCUUAUACAUAAAAUAUUACAUAUUUGAUUGUGUUUAAUUCCCAAAGAAAGACUUGGAAGUUGUGGUUUGUUAGCUUGAUGCUAACACAUAAUGGAAAUCGCCAUUAACUGGCUAAACGAAUUAGCAUCACCAAUCAGCAGUUGCAUAAAUACACUUUAUUCUGCUGGCUAAGUUGGAAAAAAUGACAACAAAUUAACAGAACUUUGUCUUUUACCUUCAUAGACCAACUUUAAUACAACUGAAAUUAAUUCUUUUAUUUGUUUGCAUUUAUACUGAUGUUUAAAUGUGAUGGACUGUAAAUGUAUGAUGAACAGCAGGAUGGGUUCUCUUUUGUUUUUGCUGUAGCAGUAAACUGUAAAGCUGAUGUUUUCUAAGUCCUUUGUGUUCCAGAAAGCGUAUCUUAAAUGUUUUGUACAUUGAAUUGAAAGAUUUUAAAUUUAAAACUUGUCCUAAAAUGGAUUUAUUGUGAAUAAGGAAUGGUAAAACCCAGAGGAAACGCUGCUCUCUAAUAAUCCCUCUCUCGUUACAGCCCGCUGACUUUCUAAGAAAUGUUUCAAGAUUCUGUAAAAAGGUUAAAUUAACAGUAUAUUAUAUAUAUUUUCUAUGAGCAGAGACUGAUGCAUUUAUCCCUGUGCUGUUUUGGACUUGUAUUUGUGUUAGCGUUUGCUCAGCUGUACAGAGAUUUUCAGAGUAAUUUUCUAACGUGUUUCUCAUAUUGUUGUCCUGUUCUGCUGCUGUAGUUUGCUGAAACCUCAACAUGUGUACUGAGAUGAAAUAAAGACGAGGAAGAAACAAGGAAUCCGGAGUAAGAGGACUGUUAUUUUUUUCUUUCCAACAACACUGAAAUAUCAUAAAAGAGUGGAAAAGUCUUACUGUUGUUGUUAAAAUCUCUCCUGUUUGAGUUAAAGGUACAAAAAGAUGAAGCCUGUGGAAAAAUACAACUCCCAUGGUGCACUUCACCUUCAGACAACCAGAGCUUCACAUCGAGGACUGGGCUGAAGCUUUAAAUUAUGUUUUAAUUGAAAUCCAAUAAGUUUGGCUCUAUUAGGGCAGGGGUGUCAAACUCAGUCACAGCACGGGCCAGAUUCUGGAUUCAGGUCUAACCUGAGGGCCUAACAGGGCCAACAUUUAACC
Messenger RNA from Cheilinus undulatus (humphead wrasse), 6425 nucleotides. RefSeq names its product seven in absentia homolog 2 (Drosophila)-like (gene siah2l). The transcript is spliced from 3 exons. Bases 260 to 1240 code for a protein of 326 amino acids. Gene Ontology annotation, cellular component: cytoplasm. Gene Ontology annotation, biological process: multicellular organism development; proteasome-mediated ubiquitin-dependent protein catabolic process. The record is from RefSeq and is a predicted model, not a curated record. Gene Ontology annotation, molecular function: ubiquitin protein ligase activity; ubiquitin conjugating enzyme binding; zinc ion binding. NCBI's taxonomy places the organism in Eukaryota, Metazoa, Chordata, Actinopteri, Labriformes, Labridae.